AAUCUAAAAUCAUGUCCGACUUACGAUAAUUCAAAGAAGAGGCAAAGAACGACAAUUUAACGCAGAAAAAUUAAUACAAUUGAUGUGGAUCAUCGGAUGUUAACAAGAGAUAGCUAUCCAAUUGGAAGGCUUGCGUAAACUUAUGAAUGAAAACCACCGCGGAUAUACAACUUCUCGUAUCUAAGGAUAAAUGAAAAAGGAGUCUCCCGCUUUGAUGAAUUUUUAGAUAUACUUAAAGUGAAUAGUUACUUCAUUUUUCGCAGAUCGCAUUGCAAUACAUGCGUUACGUUCAAUCAUCCUAGAGUAUGCUACUAAGUCAGCCUCCUCCGACAAUACACACACUGCGCUUUCACGUCAGAAGGUCUGAAACCAUGGCAACGACGUCGGGAGGAGACAAAUCACCAGGGCGACAGCGCAUCAACAGCUUGUACGGCACGCUAGCCAAAGGGUCAGCGUUCACAAACUCUCGGCGGUACUCCCACGCCCCGCAGAGCCUGGGGGUGCCUUCUGUGGGGGUUGCCAGUGACCGCAGAUCGUCGACCCAGGGGCGGCAUCACAGGGGUAUGAGCAUGGACACGGCGUUUGCUGAUAUCAGCAAAUCCGUGCUGAAAGGAUCGCGGAAGCAGUCCACGGAUAAGUCACGUCUCGGUCUCCCAUUGAUGGACGCUUCGACAUUCGGACGUCGCCGGUCGCUGCGAGAGAGAAACCGAGGGACGUCGGAUCCCACUCUGCCUGCGAGCGGCACAGAAGACAUGGGACCCAGGAAGGCGUCCAAUAAGUCCAUCAAAAGUUUCAGCAGACAGUUAAAGUUUGUAGAAACGAUUAAAGCGAAGGCCCGCUCUGCCCGGAGGUUCGUGCAAACGCUGAAGGAAAAACAACGGCUCCAAGAAUUAAUGAAGAAAUUCAGACGUGCAGCUCGCCUCGCCAUUUUCUGCAGACGACAAACUCUAGCGCAUUCUUUGAGAAACAAAGAACACGAUGAACUUCUACCCUUUAUCCGGGACCUAAAAUUUACGGAUUAUCAAGAUUUUGGAACGGCACUUGAUGUUGAUAUUUGGGACGGGUUCAACCCAAACGACUUCAAAGCAAAUAGACAGUUACGUCUCUCGGAGGAGGCCAAGAGGAUCCUGACCAAGCCAUCCGGAGAAAGGACGGAACAGGAACUGAAUUAUGUUGAGAUAUCUCUGCGGAAUAUUAAGGCUUACAGUGACUACACAGUUCGAAUGCAGAGGAAAAUUGCAGAAGUGGGAAUGUACGAAAGAUUUGAAGCGAAGAGAAUAAUUGUGCGUCAAAGUCACCCACCAAAUGCGUUCUAUAUUUUACUCUCAGGAUCGGUCGUUGUUGUCGUGAUGGACCAAGAGACACGGGUGGCAAAGCCGGUAGCAAUCUUAAAGAGGGGUCGAGCGUUCGGUGAACUGGGCUUGAUAAACCGUACACCACGCCAGUCGUCGUGUAUAGCAAAAGAAACCGUGGAGAUGCUCAGCAUUUCAAUACAGGAUUUUCGUCAGAUUUUCAUGACUGGAGGAGACGACGACGAAGAGUUAAUUGAGAAAUUGGAUUGUUUUAACGGAUGGCCAGUGCAAAUUCUUGAGUCCAAUCCAAAGAAACUGAUGCAUCACUUUUUCAAGAAAGGAGAUGUCGUGGUUAAGGACAGUAACUAUUCUAAUUGGAUUGUAGUUGUAAAGUCGGGCCACUUGCACGUGCUGAAGAAAUUAAGAAAAGUUGGCGCUUACGAGUGGAAGCGAACAUAUUCAGACUUAAGUGAAGCAGAGAAAAAGAAGAGGAAUAAAGCAGAGAUGAGGGAAUAUCGCCUUCAGAAAAACUUUUUGCUCAAAUACAUCUUGCCCGAACUGAAAAUACCCCUUAAACCUACAGAGACCGAGGAACCAACAAAAUACCGACGAUCUUCGGUGAAAAUAAGUGGCAAUUUGCCAAAACAGGAUCCCACCAUAAAAGAUGUUCAGUUAACGACAGAAAGUUUUGCGUUGCCAGACAUUGGCCAAAGUGACAGUCUGGUCAGACGACACACUGACAUGCCAGAAAAAUCUCCACCAGGGGAUGCUAAUAAUAAUGACACGACACGUUCUAAAUCAAUGUUAGAAACUGUGCAGACGACGUAUGAUAUUGACCCAGUGGAGGAAGUAGCACACGUUAACACGCCACGUGGUACAGUAUCACCACGUGACAAAGUGUCACCACGUUACCACGUAUCACAACGAGACCAGGAAUCACCACGUGAUCCAGGAUCUCCGCAGCAGCCAAAAUCCAAAAGGAAAUCCAAUAAAAGUCCAACAAAAUUAAAAGUAAAAGAGGAUAAAGACGAGGACGAAAAGAAAAUCCAGCAGCAGGUCAGGACGAUAAACGACGACUUAAACGCUGAAUACAAGAAGGACGAGGAAGACAUGACAGACGCCGACAGGAACCCCGCCUUCAUCCACGUGCAGACCCUUUCACGGGGAGAUGUUUUUGGACUAAACCAAUUCGUGUUGGGUAACCAGCCCAGUUUCUGUGUGAUGAGUAACGGCGCUGAAGUGAUGAUGAUUAACAAGCAGUUUUACCAGGAUAAUGCUCCAGAGAAACUCAUAGCAAGACUCCGACGACGGCUGGCUCCGUAUCCUACCGAUGAUGAAAUGCAGGACAACCUUCAGAUCAGCGUGGAUUGGGACGCUUAUAAAGGAGAGGCACUCGGGAGAACGCUGGCUGACAUUGAGACGAAAAAGAAAAUGGCGCAAACUAUUUCACCUCGGUGA
This is a messenger RNA of Lingula anatina, 2750 nucleotides long. RefSeq lists its product as uncharacterized. Lineage: Eukaryota; Metazoa; Brachiopoda; Lingulata; Lingulida; Lingulidae. The record is from RefSeq and is a predicted model, not a curated record.